Molecule: messenger RNA, 1237 nt
Organism: Drosophila miranda
Lineage: Eukaryota; Metazoa; Arthropoda; Insecta; Diptera; Drosophilidae
Exons: 3
Coding region: 119-1150 (343 amino acids)
Source: RefSeq, a predicted model, not a curated record
AUAGGUCCGCGGUCACACUGCAGACGCGCGUCGCAUUGCCGCCAUUUGAAAAAAACGACUGGAGAAUCGAGAAAAAAAGGAAUUUGUUAAAAUUUGUGUAGAUUCUCAUUUGUGCCAAAUGGAUGACAUGUUGGAUAUAAUGCAGCCGCUGUCGCGGCUGCAGCUGGAACUGGAGGCAAUCCGGAAGGCUCACUUUAAAGAGCUGGAAGAACUAUUCUACGGCGUCAAGACCAAAGAUGCCAAGGCUGCGGACAAUGCCCCGGAGCAGAGCGAAACCUCCGCGGUGACACCACAGCAGACCAAGAAGCGUCCCAAACGGCUGACCGCUCUGACUGAGAACACAGAUGAUUCCGAAGAUGCCCCCGAUGUCACGGCAGAGUCCUCGCGCCGCCAAAGUGCGCGGUUGAGCAACUCCCAGCUCUUGGCCAUUGCCGAGGUGGAGAACCUGAACAGCACAGCCUCGUUAAUGCCGCCGCCACCGGCACCGACUCUAGCCGACACCACCAUGAGCUCGGGCCGGCCGCAGCGGGCUGCCAAAUUGAAAACGGUAAAGCUGCUCAAGGAGCACUCUCUCAUCCGAAAGAUGCGUCGCCCCAGCGAAGAGGAUUCGAUCCGGGUGAAGGUGGAGAGCGAACAGCGCGUCUCGCAGAUCAACGGCAGGACGCACAACAUAGCACCGGAUCCCAAACCGUCAGUUGUGGAGGAGACAAAGCCACAGGAGGCACCACCAACACUACCAAUAGAGCCCAUCAAGAAGCCAGCCGAAGUCUUCGCCUCCAAGAAUGUGUGCGUCAAAGUCAAGCGGCAUCCGAGAUGUCCAAGAAGGGGCGAAAGAAGAAGAAGGAUGGCGCCUGCCAUCGGCCCAUCAAGGUGGAGCAAUUUAGUGAAAUUGAUCAAAACUCGCCCGUCUCUUCGCGGACACGCAAAAACAGCACCGAGUCGCGCAACCAGGAGCGCUCCAUCUACAAAGACGCCCUCGAGGGGCCGCCCAUCGAAGAACAGCAGCAGCAGGCUUCUGCUGGCGCCGCCAUUAAUGAAACGAACACCUUGUCCAACGCCACAAUGGUGCUGGGUCCGGCUCCCACCGAUGAAAGUCCCAACAUUGCACCGGCCGACGCCACCUUGGAAGUUAUUACUAGCAGUCUCCUGACAGAGGAUGAGUCGCUGGACGACAGGGUACCAGUGGCGAAAUUUCUCUCAAAUGUGAAGGCCAUGAAGCUGCCCGGCCGCACCCAUG